Molecule: messenger RNA, 357 nt
Organism: Psilocybe cubensis
Lineage: Eukaryota; Fungi; Basidiomycota; Agaricomycetes; Agaricales; Agrocybaceae
Exons: 2
Coding region: 1-357 (118 amino acids)
Source: RefSeq, a predicted model, not a curated record
AUGGCCACUGCCCGCUUCUUCUCCAGCCACAACAAGCCUUCACUUCCUUUCUUCUAUGUCGCAUGUUCCAUCCACCUCUUCGCCAACUUCAUCAUCGUCAUCCAUGUCCGAUUCCUAUCACUUCAAAGGCAAAGCCAGGUCGUCGAAGGCCCCCGCGCGCAUACGAGGCACCUCCGCGCACCCACGCAAAGCGCCGAAGUCGCGUUCGACUCAGAGUCGCAAUGGAGAGACCCCUGCGCAAAAGAGUGCGCGGCGCAAACGUACCAGUGGGGUGCUAACCCCCUACGAAGUGGAUGCUCUGCCGUCCGCAGAGUAUACAGACAGGGUGGUUCGUUCAAUCCUCAAAAUACCGUAUAA